Molecule: messenger RNA, 1404 nt
Organism: Danaus chrysippus (African queen)
Lineage: Eukaryota; Metazoa; Arthropoda; Insecta; Lepidoptera; Nymphalidae
Source: the annotation of a GenBank genome assembly
AUGACUUCAGAUCUCUGUGAAGAAGAUGUAGUCGUACGAUUAUCUUCACCUCAUAUAAUAUCAUCAGAGACGAUAGUACCAGCUGCUAGUAAUGUAGGCGGUGGAAGGAUACAGACUGGUGGAGUGGAGUUGGGUCGCAGAUUGCUCCUGGCAGCCAGAGCAGGAGACACCGCUACUGUACUUGAUCUUAUGGCCAAAGGUGCACCAUUUACUACCGAUUGGCUGGGUACAUCACCGUUACAUCUUGCCGCUGCUAACAACCACGUAGAGACAUGCGGUGUGUUGCUUAGGGCAGGUGUAUCACGAGAUGCUCGGACUAAAGUUGAACGAACUCCGUUACACUUGGCGGCACACGCUGGACAUGCUGCUGUAGUAGCACUACUGCUUGAUCAUGGAGCUAUGGUUGACUGUCGCGACAUGCUCCACAUGACUCCUCUCCACUGGGCGAGUGCUCGCGGCCACGUGUCAGUAGUCCGUGAGCUAGUGUGUCGCGGCGCGGAUCUGCUCGCUCGAUGUAAGUUCAAGAAGACGCCCCGCUGCCUCGCAGUACGAGCCGGCGCCACUGACGUGAUGGCAGUACUCGACCAAGCGGCUAAAGAACACGGACUACAAGAGGUCAGACAGCCGUCCAAAGCAAAACCUCCGGAGAAGACUAUCGUUAUAGAAUCUAAGACUGAGCCGGCGCCGGGUUUGUCCGGGGCUGCGUUACUUCGCGCGCAUGGAAUCACCUUGCUACCGCGAGAUAGAGGUUCCACUGUACUCAGCGCAUUAAGAAGCGGACGAACCGUCGUAUUAUCAGAUGCUGGCAAGCUGAUGUUGAAGGAGAGCAACGCACCAGUGAUGGUAGCUACCAGCGGCUCUGUUGACGCGAGCAACAACAACAACACAAACACAGCCAACAACAGUCAGUCAAGCUUGACCACUAACAUAGUGACCAGUUCAAACAUGACCGAGACUAAAGGAGUCAUGAUCAAAGCGAGGUCACUCAACACUAUCAAAAGCGUCAAAGGAUUACAAAUGCUCUCCGUUAAUAAAUCAGAUCAUACUGUGAAGAAAGUCAUUAGUUCACAUGACUUACAGAAAGUUAAGUUACUCGGCGUCAAAGAGAACAAGUCACCCCGCCGACCAGCUCUUAAGAUUCUUCUCAACAAAGCAAACCUUACACGACUUUUGGCAAAUACUAGUAAUGCUGCUACCACCAACAACACACAGAUAUCUAUUGAGCCGUCCAAUGAGUUGAGUGAGUCAUCAGUUCGUAGCGAGGUGAGAGAUAUAGUAAUGGAGGAUGCGUCGGAGUCAUCUCUAAGAGUUCAGUUACAACAAGCACACGCCGCGCUCGCCAGCCUGGCCGCUGAACUAACACACUGUAAGGCUAAACUGGCCAAGUAUGAACAAACACAUUGA